Vitis riparia (riverbank grape) is the source of this 556-nucleotide messenger RNA. RefSeq names its product stigma-specific STIG1-like protein 3. The transcript has a single exon. Lineage: Eukaryota; Viridiplantae; Streptophyta; Magnoliopsida; Vitales; Vitaceae. Bases 16 to 489 code for a protein of 157 amino acids. The record is from RefSeq and is a predicted model, not a curated record.
AAAAAAUUGAAAAACAUGAGUACCCUAAGCACAAUUUUCAUGCUGACCGUGGUCUUGGCUUUGGCUGCUAUAAACUCAGCAACAUCAGAUGAAGAGGAGGAGCCCUUCUUUGAAGACCCAGAUAACAGCAGUAGUGUUAAAGCUGAAAAUACUGAGCCUACAGAGAGUAAGAAACAGAUGUCGCUUCGGGGGGCUAGCCGGUUUCUGGAGCAGCGAGCCAGGCUGACAUGCGACAAGUACCCUAAAGCAUGCGAGUCCAAGGGAAGCAGCACUCGAGAUAACCUCUGCUGCAACAAGAAGUGUGUGAAUGUGAAGGUGGAAAAGCUUAACUGUGGGGCGUGUGGGAAGAGGUGUAAGUUCUCUGAGAUUUGCUGCAAUGGGCGGUGCGUCAACCCGUCUGCCAACAAGAACCAUUGCGGGGGCUGCGGGAAUAGCUGCCAGGAAGGGGAUUUUUGUGCGUUUGGGAUGUGCAGCUACAGCUACGCGUAGAGACUCAAAGAAAGCCGAGCUAUGCUUGGAAAAAUUUUGUAUUUGCGGAAUCUGUAACUGUGUAGAG